GGCAAGCUGCAUUUAAGAGUUCGCGCUUCCGGUCUCCGGAUCUCCAGCGCUCGCCUGCGCGACUAGUCUUCUUAACCGAAAGUGUAGUUUCCCCGAGUUAAAAAUGUCGCUGUUUAUGAACGCUCUUGCUUUCAUAUGCAAAGUCCUCACACUGCCGCUGUUCGUUGGGGAGCGGGUGGGACUUUUGUCUUUCUACAAGCGCCUUUACCCCCGACUUUUGAGUAGUUUCACGAUAGCGUACAAUGAGCUAAUGAAUGACAAGAAACGGGAACUAUUCCUAAACCUGGAGCGAAUUCAGCCCUCCAAGGGCUCUUUGCGCAUCCUGGAGGUGGGCUGCGGAUCUGGGGCGAACUUCGAGCACUACCCGACGGGCUCCAAGAUCACCUGCACAGACCCCAACCCGCAUUUUAAUACAUACCUGGAGAAAAGUAUGGAGAAGAACGAGCACCUGGUGUACGACAGCUUCAUAGUGGCGUCGGGGGAGAAUCUGCAGGCAGUGGAGGACAGCUCGGUGGAUGCUGUGGUUUGCACUCUGGUUCUGUGCACGGUCAAAGACACCAACAAAGUUCUGCAGGAGGCAAAAAGGGUCCUGAGGCCUGGUGGAGCAUUUUUCUUCCUUGAGCAUGUGGUGUCAGACCCUUCAACCUGGGCUUACUUUUUUCAGCAUGUUCUCCAGCCAUUUUGGUACUAUCUUCAAGAUGGCUGUGAAGCAAUCCGUGCUACAUGGAAGGACAUUGACAAUGCUGGAUUUUCAGAUGUGAAACUACGGCACAUUCAAGCUCCUCUGUUUUUUAUGAUCAAACCACACAUCAUUGGUUAUGCAGUAAAAUAAUGAAUACGAAUAAUUUCCCACUACCUCCAUAGAAAAAUCUUCCAAAGAUUUUCUCAAGCACGUUUUCCUUCAGCAAGCCCUAGUCAUUUCACUUACUUUUAAGUAUGUUUAACCAAAAACAAAAGAAAAAAAGGAAUGUUUGUUCAACAAGUGAAGACUUAACGUGGUCAUAAAUGAAUAUAUUUCUCAUGAUUAACGGCUUGGACCUUGAAACUACACCAUGCGUCACGACUUAGUAAGUGGAUAAAACAGGCCAUUAGUGAUAAUUAUGUGAAGUUAAAAGAGCCACACUGCCAUCUAUCAGUUUGGAGGAAUGUGUCAUUCAAAUGAAACUCAUGCAUUGCAUAAAUGUGAUUAUUUUGCCUUCAUACUAAAAUAUUGGUUAUAGUAGCAUUAAAACAGUUUACAGAAUUAACUAUAAAAAUAUUCCUAUAUCGUCCAAUUCAGAUCCUAUUCUUUUAACACUUUGUGACCACUUAUUUUCUUUCACACACAGAUUUCCUUAACACAACUCAGAUUGAGUGAAGAAAUCUGAUCAUACAACAUUUUUAGCUGAUAACUAAAAUACAACACGUUAUUCACUAGAAUUUCUUUGACAUGAGAUUUUAAAAUAUUAGCUUAUAUUUUCAUGCGGUCAAAACAUACUUAUACUGCUAUCUUUUCAAUUUAAAAGUCUUCUGCCGACGUUUUAAUGCAACAACCAAGAUAUCACGUUCCCUAAAUAUAUUGCAACGUUUCUCACAAGCUAACCUUGCUUCUCCUAUUUGACCAUCUGAGUGGACUUUUUCAAGGGCCUCCAUGUAGUCAAGCAAAAGAACACUGGAAUUAAAAGGGGGAAAAAACUAAAACAAUGACAGAUAAAACAAUUAAAGGCUGGAAAAAUAUUUAUUUAGAUUCACUUUACCUAAAACAAGUGACAUUGUAUGUUUUGUUUUUCAUCGUAUGCUCCCUGAUUCGAUUGUCGUGUAACAGCUUGGCUUAUAAACAGUGGUAAGCCUCGGGUCUAUUACUCAGCUAAAAGCCAACACGGUCCCAACCCAAGUGUGUGAAUAGCUUAAAGACCAGUUAGACAUAUUACCAAGGCUUGGACUAAAAAGGUUUCAAUUCUACAUGAUUAGUCUAUCAGUCCACAAUAAGGCUUAAAAUGACUUAAUGACUUGAAUGUUACCAAUAAUAGUAAAGCUGAAAGUCCUCACCUUAAAAUCUGCUCAGUCUCUGUAGAAAGUGUCUCACUAAACGUAAAACAAAAUACGGAAUGGGGAUAGGAAUGCCAGAGCUUCCUAUAAAGGGGUACAUAGCACAAAAUAAAUGCAAAGAACACAGCUGCAUGACUUGAAAAAAAAA
Danio rerio (zebrafish) is the source of this 2176-nucleotide messenger RNA. NCBI's taxonomy places the organism in Eukaryota, Metazoa, Chordata, Actinopteri, Cypriniformes, Danionidae. The record is from RefSeq and is a predicted model, not a curated record.